Molecule: messenger RNA, 4629 nt
Organism: Scomber scombrus (Atlantic mackerel)
Lineage: Eukaryota; Metazoa; Chordata; Actinopteri; Scombriformes; Scombridae
Gene: rimbp2a
Product: RIMS binding protein 2a
Exons: 27
Coding region: 1-4629 (1542 amino acids)
Biological process (GO): neuromuscular synaptic transmission
Molecular function (GO): protein binding
Source: RefSeq, a predicted model, not a curated record
AUGGAUCAAGUUGUGUUGCUAUCAUGCAACCGUAAAGAAUCACAACAACAUGAGGUCAGUUUAUCCCCUCAUUUCCUGUUUACAGUUGUAGCUGUUGUUGUGUCCAUCCUCAUCCUCCACAGUCCCCCUGCAAGGAAACAGAAGCUGUCCAAGGUGAUAAUGCGGGAUCACAAGUCUGGUGCUAAUGUGGAGGAGCUGCUGAGGCAGUCUCAGAUGGAGUUACAGUGGAUCCAGAGACAGCUGGCUAUGAUCGCUGCCAGGAACAUACACCAUCACCACCUGCACAUCAAGGGCAAGUCAAGAUAUGAGGUUUCAUCUCAGCAAGCUACAGGCCACUCAGUUUACAAUUUGAACCACUUUCGACUGCUAGAAGAGAGAAACCGAGCUCUGAAGCUUGAAGUAGCCACGCUCCGCCAAGAGAAACAGCAGUAUAGGAAACUGAAAGCAAAGCUCCAUGCUGCCUUGCAGGAGAAAAACCGCCUGAACCUUGAAUUGAUCAAUGGCCACCUAAAGGCAACCAAGUAUGACAAGGUGCGAUCAGACUAUGACCAGCUGAAACAGACCUUUGCUGUGGUGAGCCAGGAGAGAGACGUGGCCCAGCAGCAGAGGAGACAACUUCAAGGCAAAGUGGAGAGCCUGGAAAAGGUUCUAAAGCAUAUGCACACGACUGUCGAGCUGAAGCAGCAGCUACAGAUAGAGCAUGAGCAAACCUUGGAGGCCCUUCACACCAAGCAGAGGGAGAUCAAUCAACUGCAAAAGGCUCGGGUUCAAGAUGACCAAGAGCAUGAGGAAGCAGUACACCUGUUAGAGGUCAAGGUUUGUGACCUGGAGCAGAAAUGCAGGUCACAGAGUGAACAUUUCCACCAGCUGUCCAAAGAGCUUCUGAAUUUUCGUUUGCAAUCAGAUACUGUGGACAUCCUUCAAAAUAAUCCCACCUCCAAAUCCCAGAUCCCCCUCUCAUCACAGUGGAAAUUCCCACAAGACAUUGUUGGAUUUGAAACCCAUCUGGAGACAGGCGAUGAGAGCGCGGCAAACACGCCGCUACUGAUCUCCCAGUUCUUGCCUUGCCCACCGCAGACUGGAGACAGAGAAAGAAAACAACUGCUGUCUGUCAAAUCCAGCAUCGUGACAAGGGACCGCCCCAGCAGCCCUCGACAGCUGACCUCAUCAGAGAUGGAGGAUGAGGCCACCCCAUCACCCAGGUCCAAGCCUCGCUACACAGGCCAGGUCCGCCUUUGCACUGCCCGUUAUAGCUACAACCCUUACGAUGGCCCAAACGAGCACCCAGAAGCAGAACUCCCCCUUGUGUCGGGAAAGUAUCUCUAUGUGUAUGGCAACAUGGAUGACGAUGGCUUCUAUGAAGGGGAACUGCUGGAUGGCCAGCGGGGACUUGUCCCUUCCAACUUUGUGGAAUUUGUCCAGGACAAAGAAAAACCAGCAAUCCUGGCUGGGGAGGGAGGGGAGGACCAUCCACCCCUAGCCUUGACGGCAAUGGAUGGAGGUGCCUCCCAGGAUGGUCUCCUGGGCUCAGCUAACGCCUUGGUUCCCUGUAGCAAUGGGACAGGGGGGCCCCUGGACCCCGAGGACCUGGCUGAAGACGUUGUGCCUUAUCCCCGAAAGAUCACUUUGAUCAAGCAGCUGGCACGGAGCGUCAUUGUUGCCUGGGAGCCUCCACUAGUGCCUUUGUGCUGGGGGAACAUCUCUGGCUACAAUGUGUUAGUAGAUGGGGAGCUUCGUGCCAGCAUAGCCUAUGGUGGCCGGACCAAGUCUUUGCUGGAGAAGCUGGACCUGGACGGCUGCGUCCAUCGCGUGUCAGUGCAGAGUGUCACCGACCGGGGUUUGUCAGACGAGCUGCGCUGUACUCUGCUGGUGGGAGCCAACGUAGUGGUGGCACCAUGCGGUCUGCGUGUGGAUGACAUCCAGCGUGACACUGCCGAGCUGUCCUGGUUGCCUAGCAACAGUAACUAUAGCCACACUGUGUUCUUGGAUGGGGUAGAGCACGCUGUGGUAAAGCCAGGAAGGUAUAGACUACGCUUCUUCAACCUGAAACCCCUGACGGUGUACAAAGUGACAGUGUUAGCACAGCCGCACCAGGUACCAUGGCAACUGCCACUGGAGCAGAGAGAGAGGAAAGAAGCCGGUGUGGAGUUCUGCACUCAAGCUGCAGGUCCACCACCAUAUUGCAGAACAGGCCCUCCCGUGCCUCCACAUGAUGUACAGGUGCUUUGUGGGCAGGCUCCAGGGGUCCUACAGGUCCACUGGAAGCCCCCUAACCUCUCUCCCACAGGCACAUCUAAUGGGGCAAAUGUCAUUGGCUACGCAGUCUGUACUAAAGGACAGAGGAUAGCUGAGGUGUUGUUCCCAAUGGCAGAUUAUGUUUCUGUAGAGCUGACAAGGAUUCAGUGCCUGGAGGCCAGGGAGGUCAUCGUCAGGACGCUGUCAGUACAGGGAGAAUCCCAGGACUCCCAAGUCGCCGUCAUUCCAAACAACCUGCUCGUGCCUCUACCUCCGCUUCCCCUGCCACCGCCAAUGCACCCCCACACAGUCCCCCCUCCACACCCCCAUGCUCAACCCCUCCUCCAAUCCCCUCACCUUCCUCAUGGCACACCCCAACUUCCUGCUCCUCCCCAGGUACAUGGACAACCACUCCCACCCCAUCCUCCACAUCCUCAACCCCAUCCUCCACAUCCUCAACCCCAUCCCAGGCUUCCCCACCCGGGUGGGCCUCCGCAGCCCCAGCUUCAACCCCCACAUCCUCAUCCCCAGCGCCUACAUCUUCAGCCUCACCCACCCCACCAAGGUCCCAGGCCCCAGCACCAACUGCCUCUGCUGCCCCACCCCCAACCCCACCCUAUACCUCAGAGACCAGUAAGUGCCAGAGACCUGGAUGCCAAAGAGCAGGCGGCCCACCACGGGGGAGCUAUUCCACCUGGCCAGCCUGGCUGGGACCCCACACGCUCUCCCUCCUCCCAGCCCACUGUGCCCAUGCAAGGCCACACCCUUGAGGCUCCACCCCCUGCCAAUCCACGCUCCCCCUCCCCUCAGAGGAUUCUUCCGCAGCCUCGAGGCACGCUUAUCCCAGACACUGUGGCCAAAGCCAUCGCCCGAGAAGCAGCACAGAGAGUUGCAGCAGAGAGUGGCAAGGUCUAUAACCACUAUCAUCCUCCUCUCUCUGUUACUAACUUUCAGGGGGACAGGAGGCAGCCUAGUUACGGCGAGCACGGUCAGUCAUUUCACCAGCAUCACUCUGACGAUGAAGAGGAAGAUGAGGAGGGGUUUGCACGCGGCCGUCGGAGAGGACCCUCAGUUGAUGAGUUCCUCAGAGGCUCUGAGUUGGGGAGGCCGCCUCACUAUAGUCACAAUGAAGAUUAUCACAGCGAAAGCAGCCGGGGCUCUGACCUGUCUGACAUCAUGGAAGAGGAUGAGGAGGAGCUGUACUCUGAGAUGCAGCUGGAAGAGGGACGCCGACGCAACUCACACAACACACCCAAGACAAACACACCUGCCGGAGGCCGUCAUGACCGAGAGACUGGGAGAAGGAUUCAUCAUGGCGGCCCUCAGCCUCAGAGGCGACCUCUAAUGGUCCCUUCCAUUGAGGUAACCUCUGAGAAUAACAGUGAGGGAAAUCUCUCCCCCAUCACCGAGGAUGUUUAUGGCAGAGUAGCUCGGCACAAGACGUGGUCAUCCCGCAGGCACACCAGGUCUCCCCAUGAUGGCUACAGGGAUCGGGAUCGGGAUCGGGAUCGUCGCUCCCCCACCUACUAUGAUGAGUCAGAGCCUGAGGAGUCCUUCCGAAUCUUUGUGGCUCUCUUUGACUAUGAUCCUCUGUCCAUGUCCCCCAACCCAGAUGCCGCUGAUGAGGAGCUGCCAUUCAAAGAGGGGCAGAUCAUUAGGGUGUACGGUGACAAAGACACCGAUGGAUUUUACAGAGGAGAAGUGAGGGGUAGGAUGGGGCUGAUCCCUUGUAACAUGGUGUCAGAGAUACGAGCGGAGGACGAGGAGACCAUGGACCAGCUCAUCAAGCAGGGCUUCCUGCCACUCAGCACCCCUGUGGACAGAAUAGAGCAGAACAGAAGAGGACUCCGUCGAGAUCAGGCCUCCAGGAGGAUGGUGGCUUUAUACGACUACGACCCCCGAGAGAGCUCCCCUAAUGUUGAUGUCGAGGCUGAGCUGACCUUCUGUGCCGGUGACAUCAUGGCUGUAUUUGGAGAUAUUGAUGAAGAUGGUUUCUAUUAUGGUGAGAUCAACGGCCACCGUGGUCUGGUUCCCUCUAACUUCCUGGAAGAAGUGCCUGAUGACGUGGAGGUGUAUCUAACUGAUACUCCGUCCCACUACCCCCAGGAAGAACCUGCCAACCGCCCCCCCCCCAACUCCGCAGCCUCCAUCCCAGAGGGCAAACGGGUCACCACAGAAACCACCGGCACUGUCAACAAUGACGCCACGCCCGUCCGAGCACCGUCCCCGAUUGUCCGGCCCCUCCUCCCAGGCACCAUGAGGCCCCUCAGCCCUUCGAGGGGCCCCCACAUCCCGCUGGACCCCCGGGACCCUCAAGAUCUAGCAAACAAGAAGAAGAAAGGACUGCUCUCCAAAGGGAAAAAACUGCUGAAGAGACUCUCCCCUGUGAAAUAA